AUGCCACUCUCCCCUAUCGAAGAAGAUAAAGUCCCCAUGCUGCACGCUCACCGCCUCUCCUACGAUGAUGUUGACAUAGAAGACUCCGCCUCGGAAACGACUCAUGUCGGCAGCAGCUCGCCGCCCCAGAAGCGCUCUCGUGCAUCUUCAUGGCUUUCGAGCACUUCAACAACGCCUCCCUCGCCCUCACCAGCAAGCCGCAGAUCCGUCUGCAUCAUUCUCUCAACAUACUUCCGCUUCUUCAUUAUCGUCACCCUGCAAUCACUCAUCCUAGUCACCCUUCACUAUCCAUCCUUCCGGCAGCGCUUUCGAGAGUCUAGUCCAGUUCUGCGUGGCCUCGAUGUUGAGACAGGCUCGGACGUCAACGGCCUCUACACAACUCUUUCACACACGUACAACUACCUCAAACCAGAAGCAGAAACGUACUUUCCCAAUACAACAAACAACCUCGACCGUGACGCCAUCCGCAGGAACUGGGACAACCUCAUGCCUCUGGGCUCCGGCUCCGUUGCCAUCCCUGAGCACGAAUCCUAUCCUUUGUUGGGCAAUCCGAUUACUGAUGAUCCACUUCGGUCCGGGCCUUUAUAUGAAGCGUCGUGGACGCAUUCAUUGCACUGUCUGUACCAUCUUGUCGACAGCUACCAUCAGCUUCUUCUGCUUGCCUCUCCGCUCUUGGCCGAUUCAUAUCUGGACCCUAUCUCCGUCCCUGAGGGUUUCGAGCAUGAGCCUGAUCCAGUGCACUUCGCUCAUUGUUCUGAAUAUCUGCGGACCAGUGUGCUGUGCAACCUCGACAUGACUUUGGAAGGAAGUGCAAGCACGAUGGCGGAGAAGGGGCGGGGCCAGGGGCACGUGUGCAGGAACAGAGAGGAAGCGGUGAAGUGGAUCGAGAGUCGGAGGGUUGACGAUCGAAAAGAUAUAGUGGGACCAGAUGCUAUUCCUUUAGAGGAGAAUGAGGAUGAAGCUUGA
Molecule: messenger RNA, 966 nt
Organism: Cyphellophora attinorum
Lineage: Eukaryota; Fungi; Ascomycota; Eurotiomycetes; Chaetothyriales; Cyphellophoraceae
Exons: 1
Coding region: 1-966 (321 amino acids)
Biological process (GO): mycotoxin biosynthetic process
Source: RefSeq, a predicted model, not a curated record